AUGGAACUUGAUAUGUAUACAUAUAGUAUUAUGAUUGAAGGGAUGUGCAAGGCUGGGAAGGUGGAAGAUGGGUGGGAUCUAUUUUGUAGUCUGAGCCUUAAAGGAGUGAAGCCUAAUAUUGUAACCUACACUACAAUGAUCUCAGGCUUCUGUAGCAAAAACCUACUGCAAGAAGCAGAUGCCUUGUUCAUGAAAAUGAAAGAAGAUGGGCCUUUGCCAGAUGACCGUACCUAUAACACGCUUAUUAGGGCACAUCUUAGAGAUGGUGACAAAACCGCAUCAGCUGAAUUCAUCAAAGAAAUGAGGAAUUGCGGGUUUGCUGGAAAUGCUUCAACUUUUGGCUUGAUCACUAAUAUGUUGCAUGAUGGGAGAUUGGACAAAAGCUUUCUCAAUAUGCUUUCUUAG
This is a messenger RNA of Arabidopsis lyrata subsp. lyrata, 405 nucleotides long. Its product is annotated as pentatricopeptide repeat-containing protein At1g63130, mitochondrial-like. The record is from RefSeq and is a predicted model, not a curated record. NCBI's taxonomy places the organism in Eukaryota, Viridiplantae, Streptophyta, Magnoliopsida, Brassicales, Brassicaceae. The coding region runs from base 1 to 405 and encodes 134 amino acids. The transcript has a single exon. Gene Ontology annotation, molecular function: protein binding.